AUGAAAGGAAUACAGAAAGUUUUCUCUCUCAUGUUUUUGAUCUUCGGUCUUGUGUACGCAGCAGAGGAAACCAACAAGUCGUCUAAUAACGGAAAUGGCGGUUCCUCUUCAGACUCUCAGAAAGAGGAGAGUAAGGAAAAGAGCACUGAAAGCUCAUCCCUAAAGUUGGGAACAAGUCUGCUUGGACUUGCAUCCAUCCUUGCCAUCUGCCUGGCCAAAUAA
Messenger RNA from Encephalitozoon intestinalis ATCC 50506, 222 nucleotides. RefSeq lists its product as uncharacterized. Bases 1 to 222 code for a protein of 73 amino acids. The transcript has a single exon. Lineage: Eukaryota; Fungi; Microsporidia; Unikaryonidae. The record is from RefSeq and is a predicted model, not a curated record.